AGCCGCGCACCAGGGAGCCUUGUGGCGGCGGGGGGGCGGUCCUCUGUACAGGUGGCUGUCAUCCCGCUGGGGGAUCUCCUGCCGCUUCCUCCUCCCUCUGUCAGACCUCGGCUGGCAGUGCUGCUGGGCUGCCGUCAUUGCACCCACUUCCUCCUCCUCCUCCCGGCUGCGCGGCCGCGUGUCCCACUGCUCUUUAGUAGGUGUUGUAGGAACCACUUCCCCGUUGCACCCAACCAUCUGCCGCUCGUGGCUGAGUUUCCUAUUGUACUGGCGCGUAUGUUUCAGAGCAGGGGACUCUUAGGCUGAAAAACCGUUCUGGAAGGGGAGGGAAAUUAAUCUGGAAUCGUUUUCACACAUCAGACCGCAUAACGGCAAAAACUAUUAAGGGGGGGAAGGGAAUGCAAAACCUGAAAAUGCUGAAAAAACUACUGCCUGUGCGUGUGAGUGCUACACACUGACGGGGCUGUUUUUCCACAGCAGUUCUUGUGUAAGGUGUCCGAGGCAUUUGUGUCCCAAUACAGCUGCUCGAGUGCUGUGAGUGGAGCCAGCUGGAGAAUUUGGGAUUGGUUUGAAAUGAGCUUUGUCCGCACAGAUUUUGCGCUGCCUCGCUUUUUUAUGAUGUCAUCUUGGGUUUAGUGUCACACUGAAAUAUUUUGCAUAGUUUGGGUGCCCCAGUUUUGAAAAGCAUGUUAGAAAAUUGAGAAUCUACAGAUCCAGAGGUCUACAUUGUUCCCCACAGGAGUUUAAAUUCUGCUUUUCCAUAAAAAAUCAGAAGUUGAUGUAAUCAAGUUUUCAAUUGCCUUUCAGCACAGUACAGUAUCCUAAGGGGUUAUUUAAUAUAGAAAAGGCAGGAACAAGGGGAUCUAAACAAAGCAUUUUUCAAAAGUGAUAUUGAUUAACAAGUAACUUGGGAUAUUGUGGAUUUUGUACUCCCAGAAGUCAUCUGAACAAAUCUCUUUGCUUUUUACAGAGGGUGUGCUUUAAAUCAGAACGAGUUAUUGAGUUGUCUUAAAGUAAAUGUGUAACUGGGCAGUUGUUUAUUUCUUGAAAAGGUCAUGGUAAAAUUUGCCACACCUGAACAAAUAGAGUAACAGAAACUGUCAAGAGAGGGAGGUUAUUUUGAAAACUUGGAAAGAUGUUUGUGUUCUGCACUGUGAAAACUGAGUCCACAGAUUGUUUGAAGGAAAAUACUUGCAGACAACAAGUAAGGGAGAACAUCAAUAGCCACAGCUGGCUCUGUGAAUCAAGUAUGAACUGGUAAAAGGCAUUUUGCUGCUACACUUCAACCUGUUUACUGUAUGUGAUAAGCCUGAAUUUCUUCCUGGAAUUAGCCAAAGAUCCAGUGCAUUGAAGAAGAUAGCUUUGCAAUUGAAGAGUCAAAGGCAAAAUUGAAAAUAGAAAAGCAUCAUAAUGAAGAUCUCAACACUGGAAGACUAAGCUCUACUUUCAGAUCCUGCAGGCUGGAGGAAUCCAUAGAUUCUUUAAGCAAGUAUGAAUUCCUGCUCCUGCCCAAGCUGCUGACGGUGUGACAUGAUGUAUAUAUGACCCACCUAGGCCUUAUUGACACAGAAGGUUAAACUGCAAGCUUUCUUCUAAGUGUGGAUACUAACAACAACCUGCAUAGAUGCCCUGUUGAAAGUCAGUGAUCUGCUUCUCAGAUUUGUCUCGUCCUUCAAAAUGAAUCUAAAACAGGAAGUAUUCAUGAAUUGACAUGGGUCAACAUACUUCUCACUACCAGGCAAAAAGGUAUUUCUAGAAGACUGCUGCUGGAUUAUUUUCAUUCUCUAUCAUGAAAGAAAAAAUGAAAUCAUUCCCAAGUAAAGUGGCCACUGAUUGUCAUGGAGAGGAGAAGCCACAACACUUAACUCCUGAUCUGGAGUCUAAGAGGAUUUCUGAGUUCAGUGAAGGGUGCCUGAGAACAGAGUCUGGAACAUUAUUCAUCUUAUCUUCUUCUCCUUUCCUGCUGGGAGUGCUGAAAGUGUCUGGGUGGGCAUUUGGCAGCUGACUCACAAACAGCAAGAGGGAUGGCUGACACCACAUGAUAAUCGAGAGAUCUGACGUUCAUGAAUGAGAGGAACAAAUUUUUCUUUGCACACAUGAAUCCUUUUGCUUAUGCUUUUCUUGUCUGUGAAGGAAUACUGUAGGAAUAAAAGUCAUGAGAUUAUGGCUAAACAUACGGACCACCAGUGAAGAAAACUGAAUCUUCAGGAGCCAUGAAACAGUGAGUCCUUGAUGUGAUAAUCCCUCCCGGAGUGAAGUGGAAAUCAUGAAACAGAAAUUGAUAUUGUCUGUUCAAAUUAUGUUGUUACUUCCUCUGACCACAGUGGCUCUGACAGGUCAAGCAUACCCUGGAAAACCUAAGAUAAUAAGAUGUCGUUCUCUAGAAAAGGAAACCUUUUCUUGUUGGUGGAAGCCUGGUUCAGAUGGAGGACUUCCUACCAAUUACACCCUGUUCUACAGCAAGGACAGUGAAGAAAAAAUCUAUGAAUGUCCAGACUACAGAACAUCAGGUCCCAAUUCCUGCUACUUCAAUAAAAACCACACUAAUCCGUGGACAACAUAUAAUAUCACUGUAACAGCAACGAAUGAGAUUGGAAGUAACAGCUCGGAUCCUCAGUAUGUGGAUGUGACCUCCAUAGUUCAGCCAGGUUCUCCUGUGAAUCUCACUCUAGAAACAAAAAGAUCUGCUAAUAUAAUGUACCUUUGGGCAAAAUGGUCUCCACCUCUCCUAACUGAUGCCAGCUCUAAUUAUUUAUAUCACUAUGAGCUACGACUAAAACCUGAGGAAAAGGAAGAGUGGGAGACAAUAUCUGUUGGAGUACAGACACAGUGCAAAAUAAAUAGGUUAAAUGUUGGCAUGAGGUAUGUUGUUCAGGUCCGUUGCACAUUAGACCCUGGAGAAUGGAGUGAAUGGAGCUCUGAGAGACACAUUCUGAUCCCCAGAGGACAGUCACCUCCUGAAAAGCCUACAAUAAUAAAAUGCCGUUCUCCAGAAAAGGAAACAUUUACCUGUUGGUGGAAACCCGGUUUAGAUGGUGGGCAUCCUACUAACUACACUUUACUUUACAGCAAAGAAGGAGAAGAACAAGUUUAUGAAUGUCCAGAUUACAGAACUGCAGGCCCCAAUUCCUGCUACUUUGAUAAAAAACACACUUCUUUCUGGACCAUAUACAAUAUUACUGUCAGGGCAACCAAUGAAAUAGGAAGUAACAGCUCUGAUCCUCUUUAUGUGGAUGUGACUUACAUAGUACAGCCAGAUCCUCCUGUGAAUAUAACUCUAGAAUUAAAAAAUCCAAUAAAUAGAAAACCAUAUCUGGUAUUGACAUGGUCUCCACCUCCACUGGCUGAUGUCAGAUCUGGAUGGCUUACCCUCGAGUAUGAAUUGCGGCUAAAGCCUGAAGAAGGAGAGGAGUGGGAGACUAUUUUUGUUGGACAGCAAACACAAUAUAAAAUGUUUAGUUUAAAUCCAGGAAAGAAGUACAUUGUACAGAUUCACUGCAAACCAGACCACCAUGGAUCAUGGAGUGAAUGGAGCUCAGAAAACUUUAUUCAGAUUCCUAAUGACUUCAGAUUAAAAGAUAUGAUUGUGUGGAUCAUCUUGGGUGUCUUGUCGUCUCUUAUAUGUUUAAUCAUGAGCUGGACAAUGGUUUUAAAAGGGUACAGAAUGAUAACUUUUAUCCUACCACCAGUUCCAGGACCAAAGAUAAAAGGUAUAGAUACACAUCUGUUAGAGACAGGGAAAUCUGAAGAACUAUUGAGUGCUCUUGGUUGCCACGGUUUCCCUCCAACAUCAGACUGUGAGGAACUACUGAUAGAGUAUCUGGAAGUAGAGGACAGUGAGGAUCAGCAACUUAUGCCAAGUCAUGACAAGGGUCAUCCCAGUAAAAAUGUAAAAACUACACCCAAGGAAACAGACAGUGACUCAGGACGAGGGAGCUGUGAUAGCCCUUCUCUGCUUUCUGAAGCCCAUCCAUCAACACUUCAAACAAAAGAUGGAAGAGAAGCUCAAGAAAAGAAAGCAGGGAAAAGAAGCUGGGAAGCUCAGUGUGUAGCCUCAGAACGAAAUACACUCCUUUUUAACAGUGAGGGUGCAAAAUCACCCACAUGGCCUGCAGAUCAGUUAGCUAAUAAUCAGCCUCCUGUGUUUGCAUAUCACAGCAUUGUAGAUGCACAUAAGAUAACACUGAGUACCACAAAUAUGAAUGUUGCAGCAAUUCUGGAGGAAAAUAAAGAAAAGCAUCAAUCACAAUAUUCUAUCACUGAAACGGUACCUGAAGACAUGGAAAAGCAAAGAGAGGUGGAGAAUUUGCAUUGCAAAACCGAGCAAACCACAGUGCAGGUCAAGCAAAACAGAUCUAAUGAAAAGUCACCAUUUUUGGAUGCUGCACUCAUGGAUUACGUAGAAGUUCACAGAGUCAGACAGGACGAGGAGCCAGCAGUAUUACUGCAACAUAAAGAAAAUAGUGGAAAGACUGAAAAAUACACUAUUUCAGGAACCAGCAAAGAAUACACAAAGGUCUCAACAGUUAUGGACCAUAAUAUUCUAGUAUUAAUGCCAGAUUCACGAGUUCUGCACACACCUGUGUCUCAAGAACCUGCAAAAGAAACAUCUCAGAACGCUCAACAAGGUCAAGUUGAAAAAAACAUGAGCUACUGUCUGACAGCUCCAAGUGACUGCAAAAGAGAAAGUAGUGGAUCAGAGUACAUGGACCCAUCCUCAUUUAUGCCCUCCUUUAAAUAACAAAAAGUUGGAUCACUCUUCGUCAGGUAAUGCUACAGAAUGAAUCAAAUACAAUCAGUAUAAUGAUGCUAUCGUUUAAGAUUAUGCUACCACAUCACAAUUGUAGCUUGUACCUGUUCCUAGCUGACAAGUCUGUGAUUUACAUAUGAUUUUGUUAAUAGUUAUAUACAGUAAAACAAAACCACAUAGUACAUAGUUCCUUAAAAAAAUACCCUUCUAUGUGUAUUGUGUAAAGAAUAGAAUAAACUGUGGGUUGAUGUCAUAAUUAUAGAAGUAAAACCUGGAUCACUGACACACGUUUCUUACAGAAGGAAAUGUGGAAAUGGUAUUAUAUGCCGUGAAAAAUAUAUUGUGAAUUAAUUAUUCAGUUCUGCAGUCCUUCUGUUAUAUGAUUAAACCUAAGGGAAUAUUCCAGUUUCAACAAAGACUGAGAUUGUUAUGGCUUGGUACACCAUAAUUGUCUGAGCAGUUUCUCAAUCUGAUAAAUCAUUACACAGUAACACUCUGAUCUACAAUGUAUUUUUUUUUCUGAAUGUAUUGUAACAUUAGAUUAAGUUUUCUUUAUAUUCUUUCUCAAUUCUUAAGAAAAGUGAAGCUCUUAUGUAUGAAAAAAUCACAUAUGAAAGAGAAUAUAUUUAACUAACUGCAGUAAAAUAACUAAUUCCUCACAAUAUGACAGAAAACUUUGCAUCCUAUUCCAAUCAAACCAACCAUGAAAAAAAUAGCAGGACACUAUUUGAUACACUGCCUUACUGUAUAUAUUAUAAAAUUCUAGUUUAGUACAAUCCCAUACAUUUAACAAUGUAUUUUUAAAGGCUAUUUUUCUAUUAUGAAGAAAAAAAGUGAAAUAUAAUAUUUUUUAAUUUCCCAAUGUUACUUUGCUAAUUAGCAACUUUUCUGUUUCCUUCUGCUGAAACAGAGUUAACAAGUAAAGCUGCCGUUUCUAUACAAAGCAUAAAAUUAAACUUUAUACUAAUUAAGAAUAUGAAGUAAUUUUUAAAGUAUAUUUCUAAUAUAUUGCUGAUGUAUUACUAUUUGAAUUGUAAAUUAUUUAUUUCAGAUGUUUUUUUUACCAACUGUUAUUAUAAAAUUAAAAUAGAAUCUAGAUUUUGAGAGUAAAGCUUCUUUCCCAGCUAGUUUGUACUCUGUCAGUCAUGAUCACCUGCAUCCUUAGCCAUUGUGUACAUUUUUAUCUGAGCUGGGAAGGAAAGUUUGAAGAUAGACUCGUCAUAAUGAACUUACCAAAAUGAAUUCUGGAAUUCAUCCUCCACAAUCAGGAUAUAAGGCAUAACCUCAUAGUCAGUGCUCUGCUGAAAUAGUGAUGGGAAUGAGAAAAGAGUCCAUGUAGUUGGGCUAGACAGCUGCCCAAGGAACAGCAAUGGAAACACUGCAGAUUCUUCUUACCAUGUGUAACUGAAGGCAGAAUCAAAAUGAUAAUGGAAUCACUAUGAACUUAUUAUGGCCCUUCUUGAAACAAAAGUUUAAUUUACUUCAGGAAAGCAUGAACAAGUAAUGGCUGAUUAAAACUGGGUCAAGUAUUUAGCAAAUAGCACUAGCUUCAGGAGGAAUUGGAAGCAUAAGUUAAGCAAAAUUGUACUGUACAUGUUAUGGAAAGUAUAUUUACCAUAGAUGAGCUCUCUUCUUUCUUGUCCUUCCUGUACAGCUUCAUAUUUUCUCUAGCUUUUUAUGAUUUUUUGCACUGAGCCAGCCUUCCUGAAGUAUCAGGUAACCUUCUGCAAAGCCAGACAAAACAGAUUCUCUGAUUUUGAAGGUUACAGAAGGCUGCAUCUACUUUGGCAAAUCAGAUUCUCAUAUUAUACUUCCAUGCCAUGGAACUGCUCAAAUACAGAUCUGUUAAGCUGUCUAGUCCUUUCACUGGCAGGACUUCAGAUUUUAACUAGUUAUCUGUGUGUAUAUAAACACGUGUUGGGGAUACUGCAACAUUUACGUUAGGCAUCAAAUGCAGAGUCUGUGGACUCUGCUUGCAAUGUACUGCCUGCUUCUAGAGCUGAUCAGGGCAGUUUGGAUGUUCUGGAUCUUAAAUUCUCAAUUCAGCCACUCAGUUUAGCACUUGAAGACACGAAGUGGCUACUUCAGAGAGCAGCCAAGCAUAAAAUUUUGUAUAGUUAUAGGUAACAGGACAAUUUUACUGUAGCAUUUGUAGAAUAUCUUAUAGAUUUUCUAGAAAUAUUAAGUACUGCAAAGAAAUUAUCAAGCUGUCAGUCAAAACUGGAAUGUUUUGCAGGACAGUAAUAUGUGUGUGUCCUUGUGUUUAAACUGAUAGUGUACUAUCUCCUUCUGACAGUGCUCCAUUUUUCUGAUUGAAUCUCAAAUUGCUGAUCCAUAUAAGACAUGUUCUCUUACACAGAUAGCCAUGCCUGGGCCAAGUAGUUAUGUUCUACUCCUAACAGCAUGUAUAAGGAUGUGGUGCUGCAGGCCUUUUAUUAUCCCUCUGGUGAUGCAUAGAAGCUAUAGAAUCUUACCAAACUACAGCCUAAAGAUGUUCCUUUUGUAGUGCAUUUUUUGGGUCAUAUACGGGUUGCUACAGAGCAUAUGAUAAGGUGUCAGCAGCAGGCUGUUGCUAUUCUGCUGGUUACUUUGGAUCAGAGGCAGGCAGAUACAACUUUUAGCAGAUUUUAAGUCUAUUAUUUGUCCUGCCUAACUGAAAGUAUCUGUAUGUGUGCCUAGUUUUUAUUACAGGCCUAGAGUCUCGACCAUGAUUUGCCUGUAAAAUACCCAUUUCUGCUUCAGGAAGAGAUACUCUAAACUCCAUUGACUGUUAGUACGUUUGUCUAUUCUAGAUUGAUCUAAUCAGAGUGUAUGGCUCUCUAGUCUAAAAAUCAAAAUUUAAAUCUUUUUUUCAAAAAUAUUUUCUGAAUUGACAUUGCUUAAAUUGAAAAAUGUAGGCUGUGUUAAUACUGUGGGGUAUGUCCAAUUCUGUUGCAGCUGUUGGGUCCCAGGAACAUCAUUAACUUUAACACCUUGAGUUCAUAAAACCCAAAAGAUCAGCUUUCCUUCUAAGUUGCCAGAAGAAAACAAACAAACAAACAAACGUUCUAUUCCAUUAAAAAAAAAACAGGAUUGCAAGGUAUUAAAAAGAAGGCCCCUCCAAUAGUUCACAGAUUCUCCAUCAGAAAGAAAACUGAGUCAAAGCUUUUCUAUGCUUAGCCCUAUAUUAGUUCUGAAACUGCAAGAUAGCUCUAGCUUAAGUUACUUUGUGGGGCAUAAAUUCUUUCCCAGCUUUGCCAGUGAGAGUCUCAUGAUGCCAAAACAUCAUGUCUUUCUGUGAAGUCAGGAAUUCUACCAGAGUGAUAACGACACAUUUUUGGUUGCUUGGAAGUAGCCAAGCUUUUUGAAGAAUCUGCUAGCUAAAUAUGACUUGAACACAUUUUUCAUUAACAUACAUCAUCCUUUAAGCUGAACAAAUGUGUGGUUGGAUUAUUUUUCCUUUGGAUGCACUUUCAUUGUCCAAAACAACCUGUUACUUCCCAGGUGGGAGUAACACCUUCUAAAAGUGGCCUUGAACAUCUCUACAGAACUUUUGCACAUCAAGAGAGAAUAAAAUUCUGUAAAAUCCGAAUAAUCUUCAGCUAAGUUUGAGGGCCUUUGGGUGUUGAAAUAUUUCAUUCUGUCUUUUUUGCAACAUUAUUUUUUAUUACAACUCUUCAAGGAAUAGCUUUUUAUUAUGAAAUAGAGGAGAUUUUAUAGCAGUUGUACACAGUGGAUUCUUGCAAAGUUAUGAUACACCCUUAUGUAAUAACAGAUUCCUGACACCUCCUUCGAUAUACAGGGGUUAAGCAUGUAACAGAAUUUACCCCAGGAACUGGGAUUAGCCCCCUACGUCUUGCACCGAAUUUCUGACUUUGAGUGAAGUUUGAAUACUUUUUUUUUGUGUUAAAUGUGACACUUUUAAAUUUCAGUUGCAUAAAAGGCAUAAAAGGCUCUUCAGAAGUAAUUAAUUGUAUAAAUUCAUAAAUUUUAAUAUAUAUUUUAACUAAUUAACUUUCCUUUGGCCUCAGAAUAAUUUUAUUAACAGUUUUCUUCAGUAUUGAGAAAUAUAACUCAUUCUAAUUUUUUGAAUUAGACUUUUUCUUUUAGGAAAGACAUCUUUGAUGUACAAUUCUAGGAUUUCAAUAUGAUGUUCCUGACUCAAAGAAAUUUGAUUUACUGAAGUGGACAUGUGCUGCCAAAACUUACUUUCACAUAAAAUGAAGGUUUGAAGAAUGCUCUUGAUGAUACUCUGUAACUACAAAGGAUUAUUUAGUUAAAAUGUAGUCAACUGACCUUAAGUUAUACUAAUAAGGGGAUAUAUGUGUUUAUGGAACAAACUGAAACACAAAAAUAUAGUGCUAAUUAGUUUAUGUUAAAGCAGUGAGUUCUGUGAUGUAUCUGUUUAUGUGUAUAUGUUUAGAUGGCUGGAAAAUCUGUAGUUGCUUUAAAUGUCAUAUGAAUAUUUAAAGUGUAGUAACAGCAGAUGUUAAAAGUGAAUAAGAACCAUUUUAUUUGUUAUCUCUGAAGCACUGUUUAUGUGGAGUUCACAUCAUUAACCUGUAAAUGUGUUUGCCAAUUUCUCAUCAACUGUAAAGAAUUUGAAAGUGUUGGGCAAGAAUACCAAAGUCAUCUAAACCAGUUUAUGAAUAGUAGACAUCUUCUACAAAGCCAUAAAGACAAAUGAAAUGAAAGUUUAAUGAGAUCAGGCACCAUAUUCUUAAAGAAUCACUACCUCAGAUGUUUUGUGGGUUUUUUCCACUCCCUUUAAAAAGGCAGACAAGCAUUUUCCUCUGUGUGUCAAACUGCAAAUUAUUUCAAAAAAUUGUGUUUGUAAUGUCUAAAUUGUUUUUAACAAACAGCUUGUCAUGAAAUUGUUAGUUUUGUCGCUGUAGUAGUACUAGGAUAGGAUGUUAGAGAUGCGUAGCUAAAUAAUAAGUUUUUAUGUGGGAAAAAAAAACAAUGAAGAAGUCUCCACCUUGUAGGAAAAGCCAUACUGACCAGCUUGGCAGCCACAAUUUUCUUAAAGCAUCAGUCCCCUCCCUGUUUUUGGUUACUGCCUGUGUGCUCAACUCACUAGGACUGAGCAAGCUGAGUUCUUAGAGAUGCUCUGAUUCUGGAUCCCACCUAUGGAACUAAGCAUUUAUUAGCACUUACUAUUUAGGAAGACCUGUUUUCAGUUGAGUUUCUGAGAAGUAAAUCUUCAAACUGUUCAUGAAUGAGCGAAAAUGGAGAAUAGCCCUGCUUUCAACUGUCACAAAACACAUACUAAAAACCAAGUCACUGACUUCCUUCAGACUCCAGUGAUAGUGGUGUGGAAGGACUGACUGAAUUACACAGAGCUGGAAAAAUCUUGUGGCUCAGCCUUGAAAAUCCUUUUGAAACAAAUAAGGGACAUUCUUCAUCUUCCCUGUGUAUGUCAAGCAGGAGAUUAAGGGUAAAUGGAAUACAGAAACACACUGUGUAUGAGGAAAGAAAGAGAGCUUUAUGAUGGGAGGAGGGACGCGGUUGCUGCAUGUGUCAGAACAGAAGUGUACAGUCACAGUGUACGCUGUAGGAUGGUGACUGCGGUUGAGAAGACAGCUAACCAGUUGGUAAGAUGAAAUUGGCUGCUACAGAUCAUCUAUUACAUAAAAGGUGAAAAAGACUUAUACAUGAAAGUUGGUCACCGUUUAUAUUUAUUACAGGAUUUUCUCCUAAUAAUCUGGUAUUGGCCCCUGGCAAACCAUGUUUGAAGGGACAGGCCCCUCAUCUAAUCUGGUGUUCCAUUUCCUACAUUCCUAAGGAAAAAUUCAAAAAAAUAAAGUGUACCACACUGUCUUUAAAAGAAAAUUCAAAUUUUUUUUUUUUACAGAUGAAUUUUAUUUAUCAGUUUACAGUGUCUCACAGAUACAUUUAACAUUCUUAAGCAUUCUUCUACUGAUUAAAUGACCUAUAAGCCCCAUGAGAUAAAGGAUUUUGUGGAUACUAGUAAAUGGUCUCUAGACAUUUCUGGGCAUCGUUUAGUUUGUACCUGUGACAAUAUUAACAUAUAUGACAAUAUAUGAUAAUCAUUAACAUUUUCCUUUAUCACAAAGUCCAUGUCUUCAUGAUAAAUUCUGAGCUUUACCAAGACAGAUUUAAAAUACAUUUCUACCAUUUAAUAUAAGUUUUUAAGAGAGAUGAUGUAUGUCAAAAGUAAUUCAAAAAAUGUCUGCAUUUUUUGUGUGGCCUCUUGCUGUGCUGAUAGGCUAAAAACUGGGUGUGUGCUCAACAUUGGUGCACAGAGAAGUUAGAAAUAAGGAAGAUUUUUUCACAUCUUUUAUUUUCAGAAGAGCUGUUACACUGUUCAACUCUGUGGUGCUGCUUGUUUUAGUCUAUGUCUUUAUCUGAUAAUUUUUUCUUUGGAGAAUGCUGCUUCUAUUUUAGUGAGCUGCUGAGUACCUUCACAUCAUUCUGACACAAGUAAAAAUGGACAGAUUUCACUUCAUUUCCUACGAGGAUUGUAAUGGUUGGAUUUAAAGACAUAGCACUGAGUAGAAUGUUUAGAGGAUGCUGGAAAUCUUUGUAGAUGUCGCUAGUAGAAAGUAUCCUUUGAGUAGGACAGAAAAUUAUAUAUGUUUAGGAAUACAGAUUUUUCUGCAGAAUACAAGUGAAAGUAUUAUGAUGUCAAACAGUCUGCUUUAAUAUUCAUAAUGCUGUAGAAUACUCUGAAUUCUCAUCCCUGAGUCCAUCAUUCCAAAAGGAAGAGGGCACUAUUACUCAGAUAUACUGAGAAAGGAUCUCCUGGGCUGCUACGCUGUUGUUCAUUUUUCAUCUUGUAAAGCAAUUUUUAAUUCUGACCACAAAUACACUCUUCAUCUGGAAUGACACAGUCAUCAGUUUUGUAAAUGCAUUAUAUUUCUCAGAGAUACUCAGCACCAUCUGAAUUUCUGAAAUCUUUAUAUUGUGCUUCAUAUAAUUUUUUUUGAGUCAGUGUGUAAAAGAGCAAUAUCAGGGUUCCUACUCUGAAUAGGUACUGCCCAGAAAAAACAUACCAAGAGUCACUAAUUAAUUGCAUAUGUUCAAAUUUCUGGCAUGCUGUUAAAUGCAGGGGAAAGUCUCUGGAACUUCCUGGUCUUUGAUAGUGGCAGCAGGCCUCUUAAAGAAACUUACGUGUAAAACAAAUUGCUUGUUCUGUAUAACAUGCACAAUAAACAACAUGUUUCCCAACCAAGAGCAAGCCUGUCCAAUAUUUAAAGUUUUGUUUGUCUUUAUUUUUUUAUGUUACUGUAAAGGAAUUCAUUCUUAUGCUUGCAAUGAAAGCUAGGCAUUUUUUCAAUUACAUUUUCAGAAUUUGCGUGCAGUCUGCAACAUUCAAGUUAUUGUAGCGUCAUUACUUCAGCAGCACAAUGACUUGAAGCACAGUUAUUCUAUGAACCGGACCGAAAUGUUUUGUAAAUUUCAAAAAUUUAAGAAAUUAGAGAAAGUAGAUUUCAUAUUCAGUAUGUACAUUGGUUGGAACGUACUGGUAUAAAAAUAGUUGCUCAGGAAUUCUUCAUUGUUUUUAAGUGUAUUAGAAGGAAAAUGCUUUAAAAUGAUGUAUUUUUUAAGCUUCUUAAUAUUGAAAAUGCUGGCUUUAAUAAAAUCUGUUAGCGGUUUCACUUGUAAGAUCAAUAUUGUUACUGAAGUCUGUAGCUUUCUGGUGACUUUUCUAUAUUUUGUCAUUGUAAAAUCUCUUUGCAAUGGUGUUCGCAUUUCAAUUUAAUAAAAGCUCUUGAAUAGAA
This is a messenger RNA of Numida meleagris (helmeted guineafowl), 12474 nucleotides long. RefSeq names its product prolactin receptor (gene PRLR). The record is from RefSeq and is a predicted model, not a curated record. Lineage: Eukaryota; Metazoa; Chordata; Aves; Galliformes; Numididae. The transcript has 24 exons. Bases 2267 to 4741 code for a protein of 824 amino acids. Gene Ontology annotation, molecular function: cytokine receptor activity; cytokine binding. Gene Ontology annotation, biological process: cytokine-mediated signaling pathway. Gene Ontology annotation, cellular component: external side of plasma membrane; membrane; signaling receptor complex.